AUGUCCGCUAAACUGAACGACAAAUCGAAAUGGAGGAGGAGGAAGUUUUCGAAGUCUCCGGUCGAGGACAACGAUUGCGCGAGCCUCGCCUGGCUCCUCAACUUCAGGCUGGAUGAAAUCGUCAAUGUGAAAGUGCCAGACGACGACGUCGAAGUGCCGGAGGAGCCUAAGUACAUACUGCCCGAUAAGGCUCCGGUGACGAGAAAGCCCCCUUUCACCUACCCCGAGCUUAUAGAGAGGGCUUUACGAGACAAGGGGGAGUUGACUGUGUCCGCCAUCUACCAGUGGAUCUCUGAUCGCUUCCCCUUCUACAAAGCAAAUGACGAGCGCUGGAAGAACUCUGUACGGCACAACCUCUCCAUCAACCCCCACUUCCGGAAGGGCGCGAGGGCGCCCCAGGGCGCCGGCCAUCUGUGGUCUCUCGCGGCGAAUGCCAUAGACCUAUUGCCGUUGAGGAACAGCGAAUUGGAGAAGAGGACUGAAGUCGUGCACGACAUCCAAGUGAUCGAAUGCCCCAAGGUGAUUGUAUUGGACGAGGCUGCCAUUGCCGCAGCGAGUAUUCUCCCGGACCAUGACUUAUUCACAGGUAGUACAAUGUUCCUGAACCCAGUUUCAACGGAGCAAGUGGUGCGAGAGUGCGGACUCAUCACCGUAGAU
This is a messenger RNA of Iphiclides podalirius (scarce swallowtail), 657 nucleotides long. The record is from the annotation of a GenBank genome assembly. Lineage: Eukaryota; Metazoa; Arthropoda; Insecta; Lepidoptera; Papilionidae.